ACAAGUUCCUGGAGAAGCCCAAGCGGCGACUGCUGUGCCCUCUGUGCGGGAAGCCCAUGCGCGAGCCCGUGCAGGUUUCUACCUGUGGCCACCGUUUCUGCGACACUUGCCUGCAGGAAUUCCUCAGAUGAUGAAACCAGAGAUUCAAAGAAAGACCUCGACUUGCCCAGGGUCACACAGUCGAAGGCUUAAUUGUGAUUCAAGCCUGGGCUACUUGUGAUCACACAAUGGAGGGGGCAUUGUGAUGCUACAACCCUCCCCUGAAGGUUGCUGUGAGGCCUCUGCUUCCCCCUUGAUGGCUGCCUGCCUCCCACCUACCUGACUCAGACCUGCCAGGAAUGCCAUGCCUGAGGGCCUUCAGUCCUGCUGGUGAAGGAGUCUUCAAAUGCCCAGAGGACCAACUUCCCCUGGACUAUGCCAAGAUCUACCCAGACCCAGAGCUGGAGGUCCAGGUGCUUGGCCUGCCCAUCCGGUGCAUCCACAGUGAGGAGGGCUGCCGCUGGAGUGGGCCACUUCGACAUUUACAGGGCCACCUGAAUACCUGCAGCUUCAAUGUAAUCCCCUGCCCCAAUCGCUGCCCUGCCAAGCUGAGUCGCCGUGAUCUGCCUGCACACUUGCAGCAUGACUGCCCCAAGCGGCGCCUCAAGUGCGAGUUCUGUGGUUGUGACUUCAGUGGGGAAGCCUAUGAGAGCCAUGAGGGCAUGUGCCCCCAAGAGAGUGUGUACUGUGAGAACAAGUGUGGUGCCCGCAUGAUGCGGCGACUACUGGCCCAGCAUGCCACUUCUGAGUGCCCCAAGCGCACCCAGCCUUGUACCUAUUGCACAAAGGAGUUCGUUUUUGACACCAUCCAGAGCCACCAAUACCAGUGCCCAAGGCUGCCAGUGCCCUGCCCCAACCAAUGUGGCGUAGGCACUGUGGCUCGGGAGGACCUGCCGAAUCAUCUGAAGGACAGCUGUAGUACUGCCUUGGUGCUAUGCCCAUUCAAAGACUCUGGUUGCAAGCACAGGUGCCCUAAGCUGGCAAUGGCGCGGCACGUGGAGGAGAGUGUGAAACCACAUCUGGCUAUGAUGUGUGCCCUGGUGAGCCGGCAGCGGCAGGAGCUGCAGGAGCUUCGUCGAGAGCUGGAGGAACUAUCAGUAGGCUGUGAUGGUGUGCUCAUCUGGAAGAUUGGCAGCUAUGGGCGGCGGCUACAAGAGGCCAAGGCCAAGCCCAACCUCGAGUGCUUCAGCCCAGCCUUCUACACACAUAAGUAUGGUUACAAGCUACAGGUGUCUGCAUUCCUCAAUGGCAACGGCAGUGGUGAGGGCACACAUCUCUCUCUCUACAUUCGUGUGCUGCCAGGAGCCUUUGACAAUCUCCUUGAGUGGCCCUUUGCCCGUCGUGUCACUUUCUCCCUGCUGGAUCAGAGUGAUCCAGGGCUGGCUAAGCCACAGCAUGUCACUGAGACCUUCCACCCUGACCCAAACUGGAAGAAUUUCCAAAAGCCAGGCACUUGGCGAGGCUCCCUGGAUGAGAGUUCUCUGGGCUUUGGAUACCCCAAGUUCAUCUCCCACCAGGAUAUCCGAAAGCGAAACUAUGUGCGGGAUGAUGCAGUUUUCAUCCGUGCCUCCGUUGAACUGCCCCGGAAGAUCCUCAGCUGAGUGCAGAACUGGCAGGCUCAAGGGGAGAAGGGGGAUGGGACAUGACUUGUCAGGCACUGGUUGAACCUGGAGAGGGGGCCGGACCCCCUUUCAGCUGCUUAUGCUGCCUGGGUUGUUAACCCUGUUCUCCCCCUACCACUACCACCCUCAGGUGCCUCCAACUGGUGCUUCAGCCCUGGCCUCUGUGGGGAGCAGGUCUCUGGGUUAUCAAGGGCUGGAAACAAGUGAUCCCAGGGACUGUCUCCCCUCCUGGGCAGGGCAGGUAUGCCUUGGUGCCGGCCACAUUCUACCUGGACUGAGCACCUGCUUAGGUGCUAUGUCCCAAGAGCCAUAGGGAGGGGUUGGGAAAGGGAGGGGUAGUUAAAAGAAUCUGUCUUGAGAUUGAUUUUUCUUCUUUCCCCAACUGUGUCCCUUCUGGUUAUUUAUUUACUUAGCGCCAGGAAGGCACAACAGGGGAGCCCUGAUUUUUAAUAAAUCCUGGAUUGUAUUUAUUAACUUGGUUCCAGCCUGUCUCCUCUGGGUUGGUUAAGGCCCUGGGAGGUUGGGGCUUACAAUGCAAAGGACCACUGAGAGAAGUGUUGCCACUAUGACCCCGAAAUCAAUUGCCCUGCUGGGCUGCCCUCUGGUGGGUAAGAGAACUGCAACAGGCUUUGGAGAGCUGUCGCUACCUCCUGGUGGUUAAAUGGGAGAGGUACAGGAUGACUGGAGUCCCUACUCCAUAACUCACUGCAAAAUGAGUGCUAUGCCCUAAGCAAGCCCCAGCCCCAUGCCCCUGGUACUGGGGACUGAACCCAGGGGCACUUUAUUAAUAAGCUACACCCCAUAGCCUCUUACUUUUACAGACAGGGUCUAAGUUGCCGAGGCCGGCCUUGAACUUGUGAUCCUCUGGCUCCAAGUUGUGUCAAGCCUGGCUCUGGCUGACAACUGCCAUUCAUUUAGUACCUUCUUGUUAGACACUGCCAAGAACUUCAUGUGCAGUAAUUCUUUUGUACAGCAAAUUUUACAUCAUAGUAAAAGGGCCUCUUAAGCAGGCUUUAGUGAAGUUAAUGAGAGUAUAUGUUCCUAACAGAGUAGGUGCUUAAUGAAUGUUAAAUCUAACUGAAGCCCAGCCUACACCCAGGGACUAGGCUGAGUAGAGGAGCCUUUAAGAUGUACAAGGCAUCCAGACUUUCUUGUCCAUCUCUCAUUUUUCACAUAGGCCUCAGUGGGCACCUGCAGUUAUCCACAUUUCACCAGCUAGGAACAGAGAUGUGAAUUGAUUCAUCAGUGCUCCUUCAACUGGUCUGGGACAGGGCUGGAUUUCUUUUUCCCCUAGUGCUGGACAUACAACUCAGGGUCUUGUAUAUGCUAUACAUAUGCCCUACUGAGCUACAACUCCAGCCCCUGGAUUGUUUUAAGCUCCAGCAAUAUCUGGAAGUAUAGCUCCAAUUUUGGCAAUAGAUUUGGGCUUGCAUUUGUCAAGUUUCUUAGCUACAUGGGACAUCACUAUGGUAGAAUGAAUUCUGCUCACAUCUAGAUUUUGUUGUAAUGAUUAAAUAAACUAAUCAAAACUGCCUUAAAAAGACAUCUUGUCUAGCCUGGAAACUGUUACCUACUAAAGAAAAGUUAAAGGACUAUUUUUUUCCCCACACAGAGGGUGAAGUUA
Messenger RNA from Sciurus carolinensis (gray squirrel), 3285 nucleotides. RefSeq names its product TNF receptor associated factor 4 (gene Traf4). Gene Ontology annotation, molecular function: protein binding; zinc ion binding. Gene Ontology annotation, biological process: signal transduction; positive regulation of JNK cascade; activation of NF-kappaB-inducing kinase activity. The transcript has 9 exons. Bases 339 to 1640 code for a protein of 433 amino acids. NCBI's taxonomy places the organism in Eukaryota, Metazoa, Chordata, Mammalia, Rodentia, Sciuridae. The record is from RefSeq and is a predicted model, not a curated record.